AUGCCUCCAAGACGCUCCUCAAGAUCGCGCGCGUCAGUAGAGCCGGUGGCCGCAGCGCCGAAACGCAAGCGAAACGAGCCCGCGGUGGUCGAAAGCGACGAGGAAGACGCGAAGCCUAUUGCCAGGACGCGCCGCUCGUCUUCCACCCAACCAGCAGCCAAGACUAGGACAUCUACGCGCUCGAGGAAAUCGCUAGAAGAGGUGCAAGAGGACGAGGAGGACGAGGAGGAGUCCCAGCCACCUGCAAGGAAGAAGUCGCGCCCAUCGCUGGAAACAGAGGACGAGGAAGCCGAUCCUAAGGAGGUGCCCAAUACCCGCACUCGCGAAACGGGCAGCCCCUGGAAGGAAGUCAACCUCGACUAUCGUAUUGACGAUAGCGAGAACGAGGCGCCGUAUGAGCUCAACGAAGAUGGUGAAAUCCGGCAGCUUCCGCCGCCCAAACGAGCGUCGAGUACUCGUGUCAAGAAGGAGAAGGAGGUCUAUGUCAUUGACGACUCAGAGGACGAAGUUCCUUCGAAGUCAAAGGCGAAACCGAAGGUGAAGAGGGCGAUGACUCCGGUCAAGGAGGAAGUGGCUCAGGAAGACGAAGAAGAACUGGAGGAUGUGAAGCCGGAGCCAGCGAACGAAGACGGCGAGGACGACCAGGACGCGCCUGCUGCCGCUCCAACAAAAGCAGAUGAGGACGAAGAAGAGGAAGAGACGGAGGCGGUAUCUGCGGCUGUUCUCCCGAAACGAGAGCCUGCGACGCCGCCCCCCGUUGAAGAGGAGUUCGAAGAAGAGCAUUCCUUCCUUGAUCCCCCCCUCCCCACAUCUCCCCAGAAGCAAUCGCAGGUAGCACCCGUGCAGGAGGAACCUCAGGGUCCUACGCCACGCCUCGUCAUACAUAAGCUCGUCCUUGUCAACUUCAAGAGUUAUGCCGGCAGGCAGGAGAUCGGACCGUUCCACAAGUCGUUCUCCGCAAUCGUUGGACCCAAUGGAUCCGGCAAGUCCAACACCAUCGACGCCUUGCUCUUCGUUUUCGGAUACCGUGCUUCCAAGAUGCGCCAAGGCAAGCUGUCGGAACUGAUCCACAACUCCGCCAACUACCCCGACCUCAUGGAGUGCAGUGUCGAAGUGCACUUCAAGGAGAUUCUUGAUUUGCCUGGUCCAGACGCCUUCGAAGUGGUCCCCGAUUCCCUGCUCACAGUGACUCGCACUGCGUACAAGAACAACAGCAGCCGGUAUAGCAUCAACGGGCGGGGAAGUAACUACGGCGAAGUACAAACUCUCCUGAAAGGCCGCGGCAUUGACUUGGACCACAACCGUUUCUUGAUCCUGCAGGGCGAGGUCGAGUCCAUCGCCCAGAUGAAACCCAAGGGCGUCAACGAGAACGACGACGGCUUGCUGGAGUACCUCGAGGAUAUCAUUGGCACCGCUCAGUACAAGCAGCCAAUAGAGGCCGGACUAGUGGAGGUGGAGCGUCUAUCGGAGGAACGUCAACAGAAGUUGACCCGCUUGCGUAUCGUGGACAAAGACCGGAAGUCUCUGGAGUCCAAGAAGAAAGAGGCGGAAGAUUACCUCAGGAUGCUCAACGACCUCACUCGGCACAAGUCUAAACUCUGGCAGUACUAUGUCUGGCAAUGUUGGAGAACGACAAGAACCUGCAGCGCAAGCUGGUACGUACUGCUCCCUGCUUCGUCCUGGUUCCACGAGUUAAUCCUUUCAUUCUCGACUCUAGAAAGAGCUCAACCAGAAGCUCUCAAAGGAGCGGGAGGACAACCAGACAAGAUCGAUGCGUCGGAGGAAGCAAUGGCUGAACUUGAGGCUAACGAAGCAUUGUACAAAGAAGUCAAGGAAGCGGCUGACGCCUGCGAGCACGACUUCAAGCGACAAGAGAAAUUACACAUUUCCUUGGAAGAGAAGUGCAAGCACGGUAAGAACAAGACCAAGAAGCUGAAGAAGAGCAUCGAAGAGGACGAACGCGCCAGGAAUGAGGCUAAGCGGAAUAUCGAAGAUAGCACUGCCAAGAUCCACAAGGUCAACGGGGAGCUGAAGGAGCUCCAACAGAAGCUUGUGCAAGAAGAAGCCGCUCUCGAGAAAAUUGUUGAUAGCUUGAAAGAUCAACUCCAAGAAGGCGAGAUUGACGUGUGGACGAGCGAGCGGAAUGCACUUGAGAUGAAGGCUGAGACCGCAAGCGAGCCCAAGUUGAGGCGAGGCCUCGCUCGAGAGCUUCGUGGGGAGUUGCAGAAGAAGACGGCCGAGACGCUGCGAGGAAAGGUUCAAGACCUGCGUCAGAAGGCAGAUGCUUCUCGCCGUAAAGCCUCCGAGGCAAGGGCCUCGCAGGAGCAAUCGCGUAGCAACAACGUCGUUCUCGACGGUCUGACGCGCCUCAAGACGCAGGGCCGCCUCUCAGGCUUUCAUGGACGUCUCGGUGCUCUGGGAACCAUUCCCGACAAGUACGACAUCGCCAUCUCCACGGCCGCUGGUGGUGCUCUCAAUAACUUUGUCGUCGACACCGUCGAGCAAGGACAGGAAUGCAUUCAAUAUCUCCGCCAACAAUCGCUGGGGCGCGCCAACUUCACAGUGCUUGAGAAGCUCACCAAUGACCGCGGGAUGGAACCUAUCCAGACGCCUGAGAACGUCCCUCGUCUCUUUGACCUCAUCAAGCCCAAGGACAAGCGUUACGCUCCCGCGUUCUACAAGGCUGUGCAUAACACGCUCGUCGCGAACGAUCUCGAGCAGGCGAACCGCAUCGCCUUCGGUGGUGCACGCCGCUGCCGGGUAGUCACGCUCAACGGUCAGCUCAUCGAGGCCUCCGGUGCUAUGUCGGGCGGUGGGGGUCGGCCUCAGCGCGGCGCCAUGAGCUCCAAGUUCGCCGCAGACAUCGUCUCACCUGAUGUCCUCCGCCAGUACCAACAGGACUCAGAUCAAGACCAGCGAGCACUCGACACUGCUGUAGGCAGGUGUGGAGAGCUUGAGCUGAAGCUCGAUAGCCUACGGAAGGACCACCCGAAGCUAGAGGAUGAGUUCCAGUUCCUCAACAUGGGCAUCGCUCAGAUCAAGAAGCGGAUCGAGGAGGCUGAGAAGACCUUCAAGCAGCUCCAGGCGCAGAGCAAGCCGGAGUCGGGGGACCUCUCUCGUAUCGCUGCGCUCGACAAGAAGAUCGUAUCUGCCACCGCCGAACAAGAUAAGCUUCAGGGGAAGGUGGACGCGAUCCAGAAGGAGAUCCAGGCCCUCGAGAAGAAGAUUCUCGAGAUAGGUGGAACUGCUAUGCUGGCCAAGAAAUCCGCGGUUGAGGGCUGCCGCAAUUACAUCAAGAUUGCUAACGGCGACCUCACCAAGAACGAGGUUUUGAAGUCGCAGGCAGAGAAGGAUAUCAAGAAGUACGAGGCGAAUCUCGAGACCAACCGUGCUAUGCUCGAGGGCGAGGAGGAGAGUUUGCAGGAGCUGACCCAGCAGUGCGCGGAUGUCUCUGAAUUGAUGUCAGAGCUCACCAAAAAGCUUGAAGAGGCGAAGGUCGCUGCGGAAGACGUGGCAGACAAAGUCGCUGCACAGAAGGCCGAGGUCAAGGAGAUGGAAGAGAGCAUCAUGGCUUUCCGCAAGCGUGAGAUGGGGCUUCAACAGGACAUCGCAGAGGUGACGAAGAAAGCCGAUGACAACAGGGAGACGAUGGACCACUGGAACCAAAAGCACGAAACACUUUCGCUUGAGGAUGUCGAUGAUGAGUCCGAUGACGACGACGACGACGAGGCUGAUCCCAAUGCUGAGGGCGGCGAAGAUGCUGAGAGCGGCAAGAAAGUCAAGAAGGAACCGGACACCCGCAAGCCAGAUGGAGAUGAAGACCCUCAUAAGCUCAAAGAAUUCCCCGACGCUGUCUUCCUUGAUGAACAAAUCAAGAGGGCUAAUCCCGAUCUAAGCGUCCUGAAGGACUACCGCAAGCGCGAGAAGGAGUUUUUGGAUCGCGCGAACGACCUUGAGGCCAUCACGAAGCUGCGCGAUGAGAGCAAAGCGGAGUACGAUGCACUCACGAAGAAGAGGCUCGAUGAGUUCAUGGCAGGCUUCAGCGCGAUUUCGCUGAAGUUGAAGGAAAUGUAUCAGAUGAUUACAUUGGGCGGCAACGCCGAGCUCGAACUUGUAGACAGCAUGGACCCCUUCUCUGAGGGCAUCAUCUUCAGUGUGAUGCCGCCGAAGAAGAGCUGGAAGAACAUAUCCAACCUGUCAGGUGGCGAAAAGCCUACGCCUCUUUAUUUCAUGGACGAGAUUGAUGCCGCUCUCGACUUCCGCAACGUCUCCAUUGUGGCCAACUAUGUCAAGGAUCGUACGAAGAACGCGCAAUUCAUCAUCAUUUCUCUUCGUAAUGACAUGUUCGAGUUGAGUCAUCGACUGAUCGGCAUCUACAAGACUGCCAAUGCCACUAGAAGCAUCGCGAUUGACAACCACGCUCUGGCAACGAUUCCCUUGAACUCUCUUUCCGUAGCGAGCUGA
Epithele typhae is the source of this 4464-nucleotide messenger RNA. Its product is annotated as RecF/RecN/SMC protein. The transcript is spliced from 19 exons. Gene Ontology annotation, biological process: mitotic chromosome condensation. Gene Ontology annotation, cellular component: chromosome. The record is from RefSeq and is a predicted model, not a curated record. Bases 1 to 4464 code for a protein of 1487 amino acids. Gene Ontology annotation, molecular function: protein binding; ATP binding. NCBI's taxonomy places the organism in Eukaryota, Fungi, Basidiomycota, Agaricomycetes, Polyporales, Epitheliaceae.